AUGCGCACUCUAAACACCAUCAACUCGUCAUCUUCUCGUCCUACAUCUCCAGGCCUUUCAGUCUCUCAGCCUCAUAUUCGCCGCUCCGCUUCCUCCGCCGGAAACAACAAAUUAGUCACCUCUUCUAAACCUCUCCCAAAGACCCGAUCCAAGACCCCUACUCCAGGUCGGGCACAAGUCCAGACUAAGGCUCAGGCUCGUCCCCGAUUCUCUUCCGCUGGCACCACUAUAUCCUCCAGUGCUCGCACGACGCCAUCCCUUGGCUUUCACGACACAAAACAACAACAUGUUCUUUCAGUAACCGCUACAAUCCCCUCGACCCGUUCUACCUCGUCGAGCUCCGCUCCUCCUACCUUAAAAAUGGCCCCAAGCGACACAAGACAGAGGCCCCCGCAGCUCAGUGCAGCAGCAGUAAAAACAGUCGGACGAACGCCUCUGACUCCCAAGAUCGCUUCGACAGCAAAAGGUCCUUUAUUAGGCGCACCUCCUUUGGUUCGACGAUCAACUCAAGGAUUGAGCUCAGGCACGUCUGGGCGCGACGAUGCUGUGACUCCCCGUUCUGGCAGUCGACAAGGCCGUCACAAUAGCACUAGUUCGACGCCCAAUUCGACACCAAAUUUAGAUCGAGAUGGGUGGGAUCCUCGGGCCUCUUUGGGCUCCUCAGGAAGGCAAUCACUGUCACGAGCUGAGUCUCCAGCAGACCCGGACGCCAAAUUCUUUCGUGCCAGCGAUGCUCCGACUUCAACACAAGCAGCCGGCCGUCCCUCGUUAGGCUCACAAAAGCCUGCAUCCUACUUCCAUGCCAGUAAAGCCAAUGCUGAAUAUAAAAAGCCGACCAGUCCUCCUGUCUCUGCACCAUUCGCACCGACACUCAGUAACGCACCCGAACCUUCAUCCUCAAAGUUCUUUUAUGCCAAUGGCGCGGAUCUCGAGCUUAAGCCCUCUUCAGCGAAUUCAUCCACAACAAGACUCCAGUCUAAACGCCCGAGCACCAGCAGUUCAUCAAACGAACAAUCAAAUCACGCACUACCCUCGAGGCCACAUUCUCCUAUCAAGAUUGCUCAACCUACACCUUCUAUACUUAAAAACACUGGCGUGCCUGGCCUCGGGAACAGACCGCAAGUAGCGUCACCGCCUCAGAUAGCUUCUCCACUAGCCCCCCCAGCGUCUAUCACCUCUUCCAAGAGACGAGUUAGCAUCGAUGCAGCCCCGAAAAAGCAGAGAGGCCAUGCAAGAGCCGGUAGUGUUCCCAAUUUUGACCACUCUCACUCACCUAGAUUGCCUAUGUCACCGGCUCGACGGCCUUUUGAAUAUGGCUCACCCCCUUCAAGCCCUGGCUCAGCUCAGCCAGCUCUGACGAUGGCUUCGAUUCUUCAAGUUGCCGAAGAUCUCGACGAUGAGGAGGAUGAAGAAGAAGGAGAAGCGAAAAAAGAAGACGGAUCCCAGCCCGACUUGCAGAGCCCUACCAAGUCUAGCCAUGAGCCUGUGAACGAACUGGUCGCCAAUGCCCGAAGAGAACGAAAGGUGCAAGAUCUGGAAAUCACAAACGCCUCCCUUGAAGCUAUUAAUCGGACACUGGAAAGGCAACUACGGAAACAGCAGGCUGAGAUACGCAGGUAUCGCCGACUUUCAAGAUCAGGCCGUCUCUCUGCUGUUGCUUCAGCAGCUUCUAGCCGAGUGACUUCUGCAGCACUCACGGAUGCACCAAUUAGUCUUUCAGAUCUUAGCGAAGAGGACAACUCGGCAGCUCCGUCAGACGAGGAACACGACUCACUUGACGAAUCAGAUUUAUCAAUGACUGACUCAGUCUCGGCUUCUGACCCUCUGGAUCCCACUGACGAGAAAGCGAUCGAAAAAGCCAUGUCCCGACGGAAGCGAGAUGAAGAUCGUCUGCAGCUCGAUUUGACCAAGCACCGUGAGUUGCUGGUCGAUAGUCAGAAAAUCAACCAAAGUAUCAAACGAUGCCUAAACUGGACUGAGGUUCUUAUCAAGGAGGGCCAAAAGGCACUCGAGUACAAGGUCCGUGUCACCGACGUUGAAUUCGGUGGUCAGAUACUUGCUCCUGCGAUCGGGGAUGAAGACGAAGAUGAAGACGAUGCGUUGGCUAGCGUUGACGAUCUCGAAACUGAUCCUGGAAGCGUGGCACUUGAGGCUCCUCCGCCUUGGGAGAAGGGUUCCCAGGAUCGUGAUAGUGGCAUCGAAUUGCAACCAGACAGCAGCUAA
This is a messenger RNA of Fusarium subglutinans, 2223 nucleotides long. RefSeq lists its product as uncharacterized. Bases 1 to 2223 code for a protein of 740 amino acids. NCBI's taxonomy places the organism in Eukaryota, Fungi, Ascomycota, Sordariomycetes, Hypocreales, Nectriaceae. The record is from RefSeq and is a predicted model, not a curated record. The transcript has a single exon.